GAACGCACUUGGGUUAGUUUCGAUUUACGCUGUGUUGAAGUAGCGAACAAGUAAGCAGAGGGCAGAUGAAAUAGUCUUAUGCAAUGUAACCGUGUAGUAAACAUAUGUGCUUCAUUAACCUACAUGUACCUGUUCAUUGACAAGAAUUGUUGGAUAGUGAACUCAGUGCAGGCCAUGCUUGCGCAGAUCCUCGUGCACAUGCAUCUGAGGCUGAUGUCCUGUAACAUUAAUCAUGUUUACUCUCAGAAUAAGAUAAUUUAAGCUGUGAAGACCAUGACCAACAUCACAAUAGUCUCCGCAUUCUCAGACAACUCCAGUACCGUCCAAACUACCGAUACACAGUCCAUAGACUCCAUCAUCGAAGUCGUCUGUAACAGAUACAUCGCACCUGUUAUCUGCGCCAUUGGAAUUAUAGGAAACAUCAUCAACUAUAUAGUCCUAUCAAAUAGAAGACUGAAAAAAGGUUCCUACAUGUAUCUGAAAGCAUUAACUCUCUUUGACCUUAUGGCGCUGUUAUUUUCUAUUCCAUACAUGCUGCUAGGUGUCGGAAGCACGGAUUAUUUCUGGAUAUGGUAUUCCUUGUACAUUUUCCUGCCUAUGGUGAAUUUUUUCACUACAUGUAGUAUAUGGAUUACGGUAGUUAUGGGAAUAGACAGAUUUUUCUUUGUGAGGAACCCAAAAUGGUCAAGGCGCAGGAAUUGGAAAUUAAAGACACAGAUCAAGAUUUUUGCAGUAAUUACAUUUGCGGUCAUAAUUUGUGUUCCAAAAUUUUUUUGCUAUGAAAUUCUCGAAGAGGGCGAAAUAACAAGGAUCAAAGAUUCCGAAUUUCGCCAGAGUCUGUUUUACCAUUACAUGGAGAUAAUUUCCACCGGCGCACUUCAUUUUGUUCCUUUAUUCAUCUUGUCUGUGGUCAAUGUAUAUUUGGUUAAAAAGCUUCAAUCUGCCGCAAAUGUCAGAAAAUUGACUUCCAACAUAAACCAUGAUGUAGAGCUGCAAAGGUCACAGAGAAUAUUUACAGUGACCCUUGUCAGUAUCGUCAUCCUCUCGAUCAUGUUCAUACUUCCGGCGUCAAUUGUCGACAUUUUUUGGUAUGUUGACGAUAACUUUCCACAUGUUAGAAGCAUGAGAAACAUUUCAAAUCUAUUGCUAUGGUGCAAUCUCUCCAUCAACUGCUUUUUAUACUGUAUAUUUAAUCGACAGUAUCUUCAAGUUUUUAAGUACGUGAUAGACAGAGGAUGUGAUCGAGUUAGACGAUCGCCGACAAGGUCCACGGAGAUUCAAAUGGCUUAGAACUAAAGAGCGCAUUUCAUUAUCAACAGCAAUAUGUGCACUGUAAUGUUGCAUUCCUUUAACGUACAAUAUCAAACUUUUUUUUUUUACAUUAGUGAACUAUAACACAAAAAACCCUUUUUUUCGAGUUUGCUACGUUUGAAUUUUUGUUCGUACAAGAACAAAAAUAUG
Messenger RNA from Saccostrea echinata, 1461 nucleotides. RefSeq names its product probable G-protein coupled receptor B0563.6. The transcript is spliced from 2 exons. Gene Ontology annotation, molecular function: G protein-coupled receptor activity. Gene Ontology annotation, cellular component: membrane. The record is from RefSeq and is a predicted model, not a curated record. Lineage: Eukaryota; Metazoa; Mollusca; Bivalvia; Ostreida; Ostreidae. The coding region runs from base 274 to 1290 and encodes 338 amino acids. Gene Ontology annotation, biological process: G protein-coupled receptor signaling pathway.